AUGUCCACACUCUCCGCCGCCGCUCCGGCACCCUUCCCCGUUACUGUACACCCGUUCAAGUCUCCAACACCAUACUCCUGCGCCUAUGAGCAGGGAUCAUCAUCUUCAAAGAAUGCCCUCGUUUUCAUAGGUGGCCUAGGUGAUGGGCCGCACACAGUGCCCUAUGUACACAGAGUCGCCAAAGAGCUCGAGUCUUCGACAAAACUGAGCUACUCGGUUUUUGAGACCCGCCUGAGAAGCUCGUUUGGCGGGUUUGGCUACAGGAGACUGCAGGAUGACGCCGCGGAUAUAAGCGCGCUUGUGAAAUAUCUGCAUGGAAUUGGCAAGCAGAAAGUGGUUCUCAUGGGCCAUUCCACAGGGUGCCAGGACUGUGUGGAGUAUGCUGAUGCUACAAAAUACUCCAAUGAGCCUGUCGAUGGUUUCAUUCUCCAGGCUACGGUAUCAGAUCGAGAGGCUAUCAGGCCAUUAAUGAGCAAAGAGGCGUACGAGGAGGGCAUAGAGUAUGCAUCAAACUUGAUCAAGUCUGGUAAGGAGAACGAGAUCAUGCCUCGCUCAAAGCUUCCCAAGGAAUUCGAUACACCAAUAUCGGCAUACCGAUGGUUUUCGCUCGCUGGGAGAGGGGGUGAUGACGAUUUCUUUUCGUCCGACCUGUCCGAUGCCGAAGUGGAAGCGGUCUGGAGCAGGUUCAAGCAACCUGCCAACUUGAAAAAUGGAAAGGCCAUUGUGCUCCAGGAAUCGCAAGCGAGCUCUCUGGCCUCAUUCCUGGAGCAACACACAACGUGA
Phaeoacremonium minimum UCRPA7 is the source of this 783-nucleotide messenger RNA. RefSeq names its product putative dolichol-phosphate mannosyltransferase protein. NCBI's taxonomy places the organism in Eukaryota, Fungi, Ascomycota, Sordariomycetes, Togniniales, Togniniaceae. The record is from RefSeq and is a predicted model, not a curated record. The coding region runs from base 1 to 783 and encodes 260 amino acids. The transcript has 4 exons.